Messenger RNA from Agelaius phoeniceus (red-winged blackbird), 885 nucleotides. RefSeq names its product myogenic differentiation 1 (gene MYOD1). The record is from RefSeq and is a predicted model, not a curated record. Gene Ontology annotation, molecular function: DNA-binding transcription factor activity, RNA polymerase II-specific; protein dimerization activity; RNA polymerase II cis-regulatory region sequence-specific DNA binding. Lineage: Eukaryota; Metazoa; Chordata; Aves; Passeriformes; Icteridae. Gene Ontology annotation, biological process: muscle organ development; positive regulation of myoblast differentiation; regulation of transcription by RNA polymerase II.
AUGGACUUACUUGGCCCCAUGGAGAUGACGGAGGGCUCCCUCUGCUCCUUCACAGCCGCCGAUGACUUCUACGAUGACCCGUGCUUCAACACGUCGGACAUGCACUUCUUCGAGGACCUGGACCCCCGGCUGGUGCACGUCGGGGGUCUGCUGAAGCCCGAGGAGCACCCGCACCACCACGGGCACCACCACGGGCACGAGGAGGAGCACGUCCGGGCGCCCAGCGGGCACCACCAGGCCGGCCGCUGCCUGCUGUGGGCCUGCAAGGCGUGCAAGAGGAAGACCACCAAUGCCGACCGCCGUAAGGCCGCCACCAUGAGGGAGCGCCGGCGGCUCAGCAAGGUCAACGAGGCCUUCGAGACCCUCAAGCGCUGCACCUCCACCAACCCCAACCAGCGCCUGCCCAAGGUGGAGAUCCUGCGCAACGCCAUCCGCUACAUCGAGAGCCUGCAGGCCCUGCUGCGUGAGCAGGAGGACGCUUAUUACCCGGUGCUGGAGCACUACAGCGGGGAAUCGGACGCCUCCAGCCCCCGCUCCAACUGCUCCGAUGGCAUGAUGGAGUACAGUGGGCCCCCCUGCAGCUCUCGCAGAAGGAACAGCUAUGACAGCAGCUACUACACAGAGUCCCCAAAUGAUCCAAAGCAUGGGAAGAGUUCUGUUGUUUCCAGUCUCGAUUGCCUCUCAAGCAUUGUAGAGAGGAUUUCCACAGAUAAUUCCACAUGCCCUAUACUGCCUCCAGUGGAAACUGUUGCUGAAGGGAGUCCCUGUUCCCCUCCAGAAGGAGUGAGUCUGAGUGAUGGUGGAGCCCAAAUUCCUUCCCCCACCAACUGCACCCCACUCCCCCAGGAUAGCAGCAGCAGCAACCCCAUCUACCAAGUGCUAUAA